AUGCUGAGCGCCUCUGCCUCCAACAACCACUCGCUCUUCUCCUUUGGCCGGAGCAAUGGCACCAGCGCUACCGCCGCAAGCAGUAGCAAGCAUCCACAACCUCCACAGCAUCUCCCACCGCCACUCCCGCCCCAGAUCAUCCACACCGACGACGACUCAGACGACCCGGACGACCCCUAUCUCGACACCGAAGGCGACUUGGCUGGCUUAAGCGCGAGCUACGACUUUUUGCCUUCGGUCAGCUUCGACGACCUCCAGAGCAGCCUCGAAUCUGCCUCCACUGACUUCAAGCUCGCCCAGUUCCCCUCGCCCUCUGGUCACGGCAGCAUCCUGGACGCCCAGAGCGCCGUUGACAAGAUGGUAGAGCAACAGUCGGCCAGCGGCCCGCGCUCUGCGGCCAAUGCGGCUGCGGUGGCUGCCGCAGCCACUGCAUCAGGCACCGGAUCGACUACAAACAACGCAACAGGCAAUAUGACGGCAACAAACACGCGCGUCGUUGGCCCACAGUCUGCGUCCGCGUCGACAAUAGCGAGCUCGUCGCGAAUCUCAAAAUCGGGCUCCAUUCUGCGCCGUCCUAGCAUCACAACACGACAGACUAUGAAUUUGUCUGGCCCAACCUCGUCUGCCACGGCGCCCGAUGCUGGAGUCAUCCCUGCGUCGUCGCGCCAACGUCGGCAGAGCCACUACCCGCCAGUGUCCAACAGCAACAUCGGCAAGCCGCCGAGAAAGUCAAUGGGCCCGGGCGUGUUGGACUCUGAAUUCAGCUCAGGUCUGGGGCGCUCGGCUUCACGGCGGCGCCCUAGUUUGGCGUCAAACUCGGAUCGACCCAUCUCCGGCUCUGCCCGGUCUUCCAUCGAUGGCGGCAACCGGCUGGGGAGCAGCGGCGGUAGCGAUGCUACAAGGAACCUCAAUGGCUCACGCGCCUCGAAAACGCGCUCCUUCCAGCAGUCGUCCCGCGCAUCCAUAUCUGUCGCUCUCGAUCCUACCAAGGCGUCGGGCUCGGGCUUCCAACGGCCACCAAGGACCGUCAGCCACAGCAGCAGCACCGGUAACUUCAACGGCAGCGCAUCGACCAACAGUAACACCCUCAGUACCAAGUCUGCGACGUUUGGUCACUCGACCGCCUCGAAACGCAUGUCCAUGGCGCCGGUUCUACACGCAUCGCACGCUACCGGCCUCGGUGCACGAACUGUCAGUCCGACUGACGCGCGUCGUAUGAAGCGCAUGUCGAUAAUGCCCCCAUCAACAAACUCCGCCAUGUCAGCCGGCAACAGUAUCAGCAGCAGCACCGGGACAGGAAACGCGAACGGCAACAACAACAACCGGGAUGUUCCCCAGACAUCAAACGUUCCUCUUCCCUCCUCGUCUUCGUCAGAUCUCCGCGCUUCGUCGCGCUCGCCCUCGAUGCUUCCGCGAAAGACAUCCACUCCGUCUUCCUCGAGAACAACACCGGAUCCCAACCGCAAAUCUUACAGCUCCGGCUUUUCUAUCGGCUCGUCCAUGAGCUUCAACACCGUGCGCAGCUCGACCGGCUCGAUCCAACCCCGCUUACCCCAGGGAGGUGCAGGUGCGUCGAGCAUCAACAACACAGGAUCUCGCCUGCCUGCUCCUAAGCCACCAAUCUUGCACAACUCCACUCCCAACAUUGAUGACAGUGAAGAUGUGCCCCCGGUACCUGCCAUUCCCAAAGUCUACGACUCACCCAAGGAGUCUCCGGCCGAGCUGUCCUUUUUCGAGAAGCGCAAGUCGAACUUGGCCUACGAUGGUAGCAGCAUACACAGCGCAUCCACGGCAAGCAUCUCGGGCACCCAGCCGCUGGGUCUCGACCCACCCGUCAAGAUCCAGCGGAAGGCAAGCACAAGAGCUACAAAGGACUAUGACAAGGCGAACCACACUGUGACGGGCAUAACGUCAAUGACUGGAAAGAAGAAGAACUUGCAACCACUUCGCUUGCCUCCCAUGAAUCUGCAGCCGCUCAGCGUGCCCACCGCCGCCAAGAUUGCAGCGCUACAAGAGCAGAUUGCGGCCACACCGGACCGGAACCUCAGCCCUCCACCCUCGCGCAUCAUUGCAAAAACACCGACCACGCCCAUGACUGCCUCCAAGGGCUCGUUCUUCUCGCGGCAGCGCAAUGAGGAGCGCGCCGAGCUCACUUUGGCCAUGCGCAGCAGCUCAUCUGUCCAUCACCAUCACCACCACCACCAUCACCACAAUACGCUGACAGAAAGCGGCAGCGGCGGCAGCGGUGGCAGCGGCGGCGACGAUGACGACACGAGCGCUUCUGACUUUUAUGCGGCGGCAGAGCAGGCGACCAAGACAUCGUCUCUCCAUAAACCCUCGAUCUCGCCCUUCCUCUCGUCGUCGGCUCCAAAGGGCAAUUCGAUGGGCCCGGCCUCAUUCAACACGUCCAAGACACCCGGCGACGAUAGUGACAGUGCCUACACAACGCCUUCCUCUUUCAUGACCCCGAUCCCGCCUCCAAUCCCUGCAUCAGCGUCCGCAUCGACAAUUCGGAAACCUUCGGGACCUCGCGCGCCUGCGCCUACUCCAUCCCGGGCGUUUGCGCCGCUCGAAUCCGUCAGCACCAUCAUCACGGGAGACGCAUCGUAUCUAGAGCCCAUGCCUACUUCCACAUCCACUGGGGGCCAGGCUCCAAGAUCGCCGCCACCGAUCUCGAGCCCUGACGAGCCCCCUACGCCGUCGUCCAUAGGCUCGUCUCUGCGUCGCAAGCUGAGCCUAUCAUGGAAGCGGAGCAACUCCAAGUCGAGCCUUAGUAUCCAGGGUGGCUCCAUCUCGGACAAGCCAGCAGAUAUGCCUGCUUCCGACUACAAGCAAAUGCCCGCGUUACAGCAGCAGCAAGACGACCAACGUCAGAACACCGGCCACCGUCGGCAGAUCUCGAUCAAUGACAAGCACGAUGGCAUGCCACCGCCCCGCGUCCCCAAGUCGGCAACGAUGAACCAGAUGCCUUCGUCCAAGAAGAGCCAGAGUCCGACACUCGUGGCGCCCGCUGCUGCCAAGACGCCGGGGACGUACUUGGAUUCGAGACGCCGCAAGAGCUCUGCUUCGAGCCUUAACGCCAUUCUAGCCCAUGACAAGAAGCCUGAGCCCUCGUGGGCCAACGGUGACCGCCCUCACGCCAAGGACGCGUCUGCGUCUUCAACGGUGGCGGCUAGUUCCGAGGUUGGAACGGCUGUCUCCCAUAUGCACACCGCACACUCUUCGCACACGUCUUCGGUCAUGCAGAAGAUCCUCAAGACGAAGCAGUCUACAACGUCCAUUCGUCACCACCAUGACAUGUGGACUGCCGACCUGGACAGCGACGACCUUGUCGCCGAAGAGGAAAUGCGGAAACUGGGUGCCCGGCGCAAAGACACCGAGCUGGCGGCCCGCACACUCGACGCCCUGCGCAAGCGUGCCACACCCAAAGAGCGCGUCAGCCACCAGGAAGCUGCCCGCAUUGCCAUGCUCAACAUCUAUGAGCGUGGCGAGAUUGUCGACUACCACGAUAUUUACUUUUGCGGUACACAAAACGCAGCCAAGGUGGCCGGCAACCCAGACUCGGACAAGAUUCCCAACUUUGGCUACGACGACGAACGUGGUGACUAUGCUAUCGUUGCCGGCGACCACCUCGCUUACCGCUACGAGAUUAUCGAUCUUCUUGGCAAGGGCAGUUUUGGUCAGGUCGUGCGCUGCAUCGAUCACAAAACAGGCGUCCUUGUUGCUGUCAAGAUCAUCCGGAACAAGAAGCGUUUCCACCAGCAGGCUCUUGUCGAAGUCAACAUCCUGCAAAAGCUUCGCGAAUGGGAUCCGAAAAACAAACAUAGCAUGGUCAAUUUCACGCACAGCUUUUAUUUCCGCGGCCACCUUUGCAUUUCGACAGAGCUUCUGGACAUGAACCUCUAUGAGUUCAUCAAAGCCAACUCGUUCCGCGGCUCUUCGCUCAAACUCGUCCGGCGCUUCACCAAGCAGAUGCUCAGCUCACUCAUGCUCCUCAAGCAGCACAAGGUCAUCCAUUGCGACUUGAAGCCUGAGAACGUCUUGCUACGGCACCCGCUGCACACGGAGCUCAAGGUCAUUGAUUUUGGCUCCAGCUGUUUUGAGAACGAAAGGGUCUACACCUACAUUCAGUCCCGCUUCUACCGCUCGCCCGAGGUUAUCUUGGGCAUGACGUACGGCAUGCCCAUUGACAUGUGGAGUUUGGGCUGCAUCUUGGCUGAGCUGUUCACAGGAGUGCCCAUAUUCCCCGGUGAGAACGAGCAGGAACAACUGGCGUGCAUCAUGGAGGUGUUUGGCCCCCCCGAGAAGCACCUGAUCGAAAAGAGCACGCGCAAGAAGCUCUUUUUCGACAGCAUGGGCAAGCCGCGCCUAACCGUCUCGUCCAAGGGCCGUCGGCGCCGUCCGUCGUCCAAAACUCUCCAACAGGUCAUCAAGUGCGACGAUGAGGCGUUCCUCGACUUUUUGAGCCGCUGCCUGCGGUGGGAUCCGGACCGACGCCUCAAGCCCGAAGAGGCCAUCCGCCACGAAUUCAUUACGGGCCAAAAAGCCGUCGUCCGCCCGCCCGUUCCCCGCCAUAGCUUGAGCACGCGCGACGGUUCGCCAGUGCGCCGCCACCACACCAUAUCCGUUUCUGGCACGGGCGGGCCACGGCCCUUGCCCGAACCCCCUCACAGCACAUCGGGGGGCAGCAAUACCGUCAAGAUUGGUGCUGCUCCGACGCUCCGUGCCGGUCGGGAGUCUCUGGGUGUCGGCGCCCACAAGUCCAUCAAUGCCCCGACCAUUGCGUCAGCAAGACGGGCCUCUGCCGUAUCGGCGUCGACGACGUCGGCGAGCAUGAGCAAGCGGACGAGCGGAACGGCAGGGAUGGGCGGCAGCAGCACAAGCGGUGGCACUGUGGGGGGCUUGACCAGCAAUCUCCCACGGGCGGCUGGCCGUGUUGUUAGCGGCGGCUCCCUCGGGAGUAGCGUGUCAAAGCCGGACCUGGCUGCCGCCGGGGCUGCGGCCGCCAUGACCCGGCGGGCAUGA
Molecule: messenger RNA, 5025 nt
Organism: Sporothrix brasiliensis 5110
Lineage: Eukaryota; Fungi; Ascomycota; Sordariomycetes; Ophiostomatales; Ophiostomataceae
Product: dual-specificity tyrosine-(Y)-phosphorylation regulated kinase
Exons: 2
Coding region: 1-5025 (1674 amino acids)
Biological process (GO): peptidyl-threonine phosphorylation; peptidyl-serine phosphorylation
Molecular function (GO): protein serine/threonine kinase activity; ATP binding
Source: RefSeq, a predicted model, not a curated record